Messenger RNA from Mustela erminea (ermine), 1730 nucleotides. RefSeq names its product cell cycle exit and neuronal differentiation 1 (gene CEND1). Gene Ontology annotation, biological process: cerebellum development; radial glia guided migration of cerebellar granule cell; cerebellar Purkinje cell differentiation. The coding region runs from base 218 to 667 and encodes 149 amino acids. The record is from RefSeq and is a predicted model, not a curated record. Lineage: Eukaryota; Metazoa; Chordata; Mammalia; Carnivora; Mustelidae. The transcript is spliced from 2 exons.
CGCCGAGAACAGGGCAUUGUGGGAAACUCCCAGUCCCCGCAGCCGCCGCCGCAGCCGCCGCCCGCCCUGGUCCCGCGGAGAGCGCGCAGCGCCGACGUGGGAGCGCAGGGAGCAGCAGCGCCUAGAUAAUGCCCAGUGGUGAGCUGUCCUGAGCCACUGAGUUCCAGCCGCCUGUCUGUCCACGCACACCCCACGUAGCCUGCCAGCACCGUCCAGCAUGGAGUCCAGGGGAAAGGCGACCAGCAGCCCCAAGCCCGACACCAAGGCUCCACAGGCCACUGCUGAGGCCAGAGCCCCACCAGCUGCAGAUGGAAAGGCCCCUUCAGCUAAGCCUGGGAAGAAGGAGGCCCAAGCAGAGAAGCAGGAGCCUCCCGCAGCCCCCACACCACCAGCGGCCAAGAAGACCCCGGCCAAAGCAGACCCUACCCUUCUCAAUAACCACAGUAACCUGAAGCCAGCCCCUGCGGCCCCCAGCAGCCCUGAUGCCGCCACCGAGCCCAAGGGCCCUGGGGAUGGGGCUGAGGAGGGUGAAGCCCCCAGCGGGGCCCCAGGGGGCCGAGGCCCUUGCCCCUUUGAGAACUUGACCCCCCUGCUCGUGGCUGGGAGUGUGGCCGUGGCCGCUGUAGCCCUAAUUCUUGGUGUGGCCUUCCUGGCCCGGAAAAAAUGAUGGCUAGUGCCCAGGUGGGGGCACAGCCACUUCCUGUACAGAUCUCAGGAGCCUAGUGCAUGCCGAGCUCCCCCACAGUUAUCCACACACCCCUACAUGCGCACCAUAUAGACACAUAUACCCCCACACGCGCAGAGGGACAGACAGACAGGCCCCCAGCCGUGGAAUCGCAGCCCGCUCGCUGACCCCCAGCACUUCCCCCUCCCAGGCUCUGGGGUUUACUGCGCAGCACAGGAGGAGUCAUAGCACGGGGAAGUGGUCUUUGCUGUGGCCAGGGUACUGGGGGGCAGGGGGAAGAGAGGCCCUCGAGUGUGGCCCGCCCGCCUGCGUGUGCCAGCCGGUUCCCAGCAGCCUCAGGGGUCCCACGCGCUUCCUGGCAGACAGGGUUGGGUCGGGGUCCGAGAUGGGCUGUGACAAGGGCCCAGCCCAUGUGGGGACAUUAAAGGGUAUGGCUGUUUCACUCUCCCCACUUCUGCUCUUUGUUUGUAGCUGGGCAGGGUUCGGGGGGGGGGUCCAUGUGGGUAGGGCCGGGGCAGUGGGGUGACCUGAACCAAGCCUUCACAGUGGCAGAACUUCCGUGUCACCUCUGUCCACCACCUGCACCCUGGCUGGGUGGACAGACAGCGCAAAGGCCGAUCUGGGGGUGUGCCCACCAUUCACCUUCUAGCUUGUGCCCCAGGGGAGUGGCCAAGGCUGGGACCACAGCACUUCCUGCCCUGGGGCAUCCGAGAGCCUGGCAGGGAGGCCGGGGAUGGGGGCGCUGGUCGAGGAGGACCUGCCCCGGCAGCUGCGCUUGUCCUGCCCCUGUAGACCACCCCUCCCACCUCACCCAGGGCCCUUUGAUUCUAACAAGCGUAUAGAUGCAAUAACACAGAAAGGAGCUGCUUGGCGGACCCACGUCCACUGCCCCGCUGGGGAGGGACGGAGGGAGACUGCUGUGCAGCCCCUCAGCACUGUGGCCGUGGGCACUGUGGGCGCUGACACGUCCUUGCCUGGCCAGCCCACCCCUGGAACCCUGGGCCCGAUUGCAGGCUGAGUCUGAAAUAAACCGUCUUGUCUCAUG